Messenger RNA from Frieseomelitta varia, 2096 nucleotides. RefSeq names its product alpha-amylase-like. Gene Ontology annotation, biological process: carbohydrate metabolic process. The coding region runs from base 34 to 1512 and encodes 492 amino acids. Lineage: Eukaryota; Metazoa; Arthropoda; Insecta; Hymenoptera; Apidae. The transcript has 5 exons. The record is from RefSeq and is a predicted model, not a curated record. Gene Ontology annotation, molecular function: cation binding; alpha-amylase activity.
GAGCAGAGCAUUUUGUAACGCACACCAACUACGAUGCUGGCGAUUGCGACGUUGUUGGCUGCUCUCGCGUUGGCAGCGGGCGAAAACACCAAUAAAAAUCCUCACUUCGUCCCUGGCCACGACUCUAUCGUGCACCUCUUCGAGUGGAAAUGGAACGACAUUGCCAGGGAGUGCGAACAAUUCCUUGGACCAAUGGGAUACGGUGGAGUACAGGUGUCGCCGUUGCAAGAGAACCUGGUGAUCAACAACAGGCCAUGGUGGGAACGUUACCAGCCGAUUUCUUACUUGUGGACCACGCGGUCCGGCACGAAAGAGGAGUUUGUCAACAUGGUCGCGAGAUGCAACAAAGCCGGUGUCCGAAUUUACGUGGACGCUAUUCUGAAUCACAUGUCCGGCAACUGGAACAACGCCCACGGCACUGGAAACUCCAGGGCGGACACGUACAAAUUCGAGUACUAUCAGGUGCCCUACCACCAGCAACAUUUUCAUAAACCCUGCUCGGUCAACAAUUACAACGAUCCGUCGAACGUACGAAACUGCGAAUUAACCGGCCUUCACGACUUGGAUCAGAGCCAAGAGUACGUGAAGUCCAAGCUGCUGGAUUUCUUGAACGCGGCUGUCGACGCGGGCGUUGCUGGCUUCCGAAUCGACGCUGCGAAGCACAUGUGGCCAAGCGACUUGAACAACAUUUACUCGAGAAUAAAGGACCUGAACACCAAACACGGUUUCCCUGCGAACGCUCGGCCAUACAUAUACCAAGAAGUGAUCGACUACGGCAACGAGGCGAUCUCUAAGCGCGAGUACAAUCAACUGGCCGCCGUGAUCGAGUUCAAGUACGCUGCUGAAAUCUCCAACGCUUUCCGAGGUAACAACAAUCUGAAAUGGCUCGUCAACUGGGGAGAGAAGUGGGGCCUUUUAUCUUCGCAAGACUCUCUCGUUUUCGUCGAUAAUCACGACACGCAACGCGACAAUCCUAAUGUACUCACUUACAAAUUGUCGAAAAUGUACAAGAUGGCCGUCGCCUUCAUGCUGGCUCACCCGUUCGGCACUCCGCGCGUAAUGAGUUCCUUCGACUUCCAAAGCAAGGAUCAAGGACCACCUCAAGAUGGCAACGGCAAUCUCGUGUCUCCUGCUAUCAAUCCGGACGGCACUUGCAGAAACGGUUGGAUCUGCGAACACCGCUGGAGACAGAUUUACAACAUGGUUCGUUUCCGUAACGUGGUUCAUGGAACGACUGUCAACAAUUGGUGGGACAACGGUAGCAAUCAGAUCGCGUUCUGCCGCGGGAAUUCUGGAUUCGUUGCGUUCAACGGUGACCAGAACGAUCUGAGAACGACCCUGAAGACCUGCUUGCCCGCUGGUACGUACUGCGACGUGAUUUCUGGCAAUUUGAAGGACGGACGAUGCACCGGGAAAGUGGUCAACGUGCAACAAAAUGGCAACGCGUACAUCGAGAUCUUGAAAGGAGAGGAAGACGGAGUUCUCGCUAUUCACGUCAAGGCGAAACUGUAAAACCAACGAGGAGGAAGUUGAUCGUCGCGCAGAUCGUCGGAUCAAAGUGACGAAUCAAAGGCAAAUAUAAAUUCUGCUCAAACUGUUAUCACACUGUUCGUGUCUUCUGUUUGUAUUGCAACGUCCACUUGUGGAUGCGCAAUGGAACAAAGACAACGUUCACUUGUUUAUCAUAAUAAAAUUUCUUUUUCAAGCCUCGACGACGACAGUCCUCUUGCGAAAAAGUCCCAUAUUCACAAAGUUUGCAAUCUCCUCCUCCGCAGAUCAGUUUCCUUCCUCGCGUGAUUUUGGGUUUGGCGAAAGCAACUUGGCCGAGCACAGAUACUUUUCAACAAGGUUUAUUUUAACAGAAACAAUGUAUUGUUCUUGUUCUCUUUUCCACCAUUAAUUUCUACUAUACAUAAUAUGACAGUUGUUAAUCGGUAGAGUAAUACACGACAGACGCGCGAUGGAGAAAUAAAAAAAUGGGGAACGUCGGGAGGAAAUUUCUCGCGAGGAAAAUAGAGUAACGUUUGGUACGUAAUAACGGGGAAAUAAAUCGCAGAAGGAAAGGAAGGAUGAGAAGGGGUGAGAAAUAAAAUCGU